Messenger RNA from Ipomoea nil (Japanese morning glory), 1830 nucleotides. RefSeq lists its product as uncharacterized. The transcript is spliced from 2 exons. Gene Ontology annotation, molecular function: protein binding. The record is from RefSeq and is a predicted model, not a curated record. The coding region runs from base 229 to 1698 and encodes 489 amino acids. NCBI's taxonomy places the organism in Eukaryota, Viridiplantae, Streptophyta, Magnoliopsida, Solanales, Convolvulaceae.
AGCUAAAAUUGUUCCCAAUGCUUCAGUUUUGACACUGCUUGCUCUGCACAUGUAUUUUGGCUUUUGCCUACUGCCAGUAAGGAUGUUCCCACUUGGCUAUUUUAAUCUCUUGCUCCAACCCUUGUUGAGAGUGGAAGUUGAUAAGGUUAUGUAUUAUUACUAUCAUACUCCUUACAUCAAUUAUAUAUAUGAUUAGCUUAUUACUAUGGUUUCUAAAAGAUUGUAAGGAUGGGGAGAGUUAUCAUCUCAGUUCUCACAGUUUCUCAUCUCUUCUUCUUCUUCUUCCUCUUCUCACUUCCAUUGUUCCUUGAAGCCACCAUUUCCAUAUCCUCACCUGGAGAAAAUAAGAGAGCUGCAUUAGAAAUCAUAAUAUCAUUUACUCCUCCCCCUAGCUCCGCCCCUGAACCCACAUGUCCUCCUCCUCUGCCUCCCCCUCCAGAAUGCCCUCCGCCUCCUCCGCCACAAAAACAGCCUCCAUCACCCCCUCCUCCGCCACCAAAACAGCCUCCAUCACCUAGUUUUCCAUUCCCAUUUGAAACAUCAGAACUACGCAGGAUAGAGAGAGUGAUCAAAAGAUUCAGAAGAACAAUAAUCCAUGACCCAACCGGCAUUACCAAAACCUGGACGGGCAAGGAUCAACUCUGCAAAAACUCAUCCGCAUACAUAGGAUACAUUUGUUACAACACAACAAAAGACAACAGGCUUGCUGUUGGUGGCAUAAACUUCAACGGUCGCCACCUUGGCAAUAGUACAAACCCUCUGUCGCUGGAAAAGUAUGUCGAACAGUUCAAGGACUUGGUCGUUCUCCAUGUCAACUCCAACAACUUCGUAGGCACCAUUCCUUCUGGAAUCUCAGUGUCCAAUCUCCCCACUCUCUUCGAGCUCGACGUCAGCAACAACAAGCUCUCUGGGCCGUUCCCAGAACACGUUCUUGCAGCUACAAACUUAACAUAUUUGGACCUCCGGUUCAACACCUUCCACGGCCAACUCCCCCCUCAAGUCUUCACACUAGACCUUGACGCUCUGUUCCUCAACAACAAUGGAUUCUCCGGCUCAUUACCCGACAACCUUGGCAGAACCCCUGUCUUCUUCCUAACCUUAGCAAACAACUACUUCACUGGCCAAAUCCCUAGAAGCAUUGGUGACGCUUCAAAGUACCUGCUUGAAGUUCUAUUCCUGAACAAUGAAUUAUCCGGCUGUCUUCCCUGGGAAAUCGGGAAGCUGAAAAACGCAACCGUCUUCGAUGCCAGCAAAAACCAGUUAACAGGCCCCAUUCCACACUCAUUCGGCUGCCUCAAGAAACUGCAGAUCCUCAACCUAAGCACCAACAAGAUGUACGGGGCCGUCCCGGAAUCACUGUGCGUGCUGGGAGACCUGGAGGAACUGAGCCUGGGAUCAAACUAUUUCACCCAGGUCGGAGAAGAAUGCAGGAAGCUAAUCGCCAAGAAAAUUCUGGACGUGAAGAAUAACUGCAUUCUGGGUCUGCCCAACCAGAGAAGCCCGCAAGAGUGUUCGGAUUUCUUCUCCAAACACAUGCAGCGUUGCAGUGACGAGAAAACCAUGUUGUCGCACCUACCUCCUGGUUGUCGUAUUGAUUCACUCUCUACCUCUCCGAAACACGCACGCCAUAGCUCACAAACACGCAAGAAGAAGACAGCAAAAACUACUUAUGCUGCACUCAAGAUGCAUGGACCAUGAUGAUGUUCAAUUCCUUAAUUUGUGUUUAUUAUAAUAUAUUUAAUGGACCUCGCCGGGGUUAGUUUUAACUGUGUAUUGCAUAUAGGAUUUCAAUUGAAGAAGGAAUAAAGUAAUUGUCUUUGUAUUUGUGAA